This is a messenger RNA of Humulus lupulus (European hop), 843 nucleotides long. Its product is annotated as mitogen-activated protein kinase kinase kinase 20-like. Gene Ontology annotation, biological process: protein phosphorylation. The record is from RefSeq and is a predicted model, not a curated record. Lineage: Eukaryota; Viridiplantae; Streptophyta; Magnoliopsida; Rosales; Cannabaceae. Gene Ontology annotation, molecular function: protein kinase activity; ATP binding. The transcript is spliced from 2 exons. Bases 1 to 843 code for a protein of 280 amino acids.
AUGAGCCUUGUUCUUCAAUCUCCGAAACCUGGGCUUCUGAUACCAUUGUUGUGUGAUAUUAGGAUUACUCCAACAAAUAAGAAUGGCAUUCACAAACUUGUGGCCAUAAAAAGAUCAAAACUACAACAUUCACACACUCUCCAGAAAGAGAAGAGAAUCUAUAGUGAUCUUAAUAAUAGUAAUCGCUGUACAGAAAUUGUAACUUGCUUCGGCAAUGACAUAAGUAUCGAAAAAGAUUCAAUAUACAACAAUCUUAUCCUUGAAUAUGCAUAUUGGGGCACUCUCGACCAACUUAUUAGGCGUCGUAUUUCUAUGGUAGAAACCAACAUAAGAAUCUACACAAAAAUGAUGCUAAAAGGUCUUAGUUAUAUUCAUGCAAAAGGGUACGUGCAUUGUGAUUUCAAGCCUGAAAACAUUUUGGUAUUUCCAACUUCAGAUAAGAAAAAUAAGUCGAGAUUUAAACUCAAAAUUGCAGACUUUGGAUUGGCUAGAGAGCCAGAAGAAGUGAUUUGUCGAAGGUGCUAUAUGGGCAGAUUCAAAGGUACUCCUGUUUAUAUGUCACCAGAAUCGGUGGCACUUGGGGAAAUCACUUCAGCCUUAGAUAUAUGGUCAUUGGGUUGUGUUGUGGUAGAGAUGUGCAGCGGCAUUAACGAGGUUUGGAAUAACUGUGAGAGUGUAAAUAGUCUCAUUGAUGUCUUGGUUUUCAGUGACAAGAUUCCUAACAUACCUCGAUCUAUAUCUGGGAUGGAUUUUUUGGGAAAAUGUUUUGAGAGAGAUCAUCACAGAAGGUGGACGGCUAAUAUGUUAUUGAAUCAUCCUUUCGUGACUGGAUCAGUUGAAUAG